Funneliformis geosporum is the source of this 1458-nucleotide messenger RNA. NCBI's taxonomy places the organism in Eukaryota, Fungi, Glomeromycota, Glomeromycetes, Glomerales, Glomeraceae. The record is from the annotation of a GenBank genome assembly.
AUGCCUAAAUUAAACCAAUAUAUAACCGAAAAAGCAGUCAAAGAAAUUGAAAACUUACUUAACACCCAAUUAAAUGGUAUAGGUAAUAUGAAAGAAACAAAUGGCGGAAGUCAAAAAAAAGCCUUUAUUAAAUGGUUUUUAACCACCUAUCCGGAAUAUAAUGUGGCUUAUAACCCCAAGAAACGUAAUGAACAAAAACUUAUAGAAACUAAGGGGAUUACGGUGAAAAAAAGCUUUUUCGUAAAGCCUGCCCGCAUUGCUCGGGAACGAGAUUUAUUAUUUGGAACUAACAGCACCGAAAUAAAAAAUAUUGAUGGUAUGGUAGAAGCUGCUCAGCAACUACAUGAAGAGGUAAACAGAAAAAUGCCUCCAAAAAAUUACCGACCUCCUCAUAAAAGCGCCAAGCAACGGUCAGAAAGUGCUUUUGGAAGUGCUCAGCAUGGUUCCCAAAACGCUGAGGUUCAAUUUCAUCAAGUAGCAGGCAUUGACUACUCCUAUUUUGUCGCUUACAACUUACUAAAAAAACCGUUUGAUACUCUUGUCGAGGAAGCCCGUCAAACUUCCGUGAUGGCUGGGAUGAAUGAAUAUUGUAAAAAAUAUGAAAAAUAUACUCAUAGUAAUAGCAAUUUUCCUCCCCGAGUUAACGAUGUAAUUUCUUCGCCAACUGAAAAACCAGUGGAUAAUUCUGACCAAACUGAUUCUAAUCCCAAUUCGGAUACUGAUAUAACUACUCCUGACACCUCUGAGGAUGAAAAAGAAUUAAAUAAAGAUAAAGUUAAUGCUUCGGUUAAAAAGGAUGCUAAAGCAGCAGAGGAAGACAUGAAAGAGAAGUUGGCUACUUCCUUAAAACAAGCCCAAAGUGAAAAUGCUACUGAUGAAGUUCGAAUUGAUGCUAUUUCAGAGGCUGUUAAAGUGUUUGGUAAUCAAAACUGCCAAACUGAACAAGAGCAAGUAGAAAUAGUAAAAAAAGCAUUAUUUCAAAAUAACCCUGAGUUAUACCGGCAAACCAUGGUCAAAGAAUUAGAAAAAGUUAUGUUAAAAAAUGAAGAAAUUAAGGAACAAUCGCAAGUUGAUGAAGUAGUUAAACAAAUAAAUAUACAAAUAAUUCAGCAGGGAACUGCGAAAAAGAUAGCUUAUUUCAAAAAAAAAGUCCAAGAAGUUAUCAAAUCUGGUGAUAAACAACAAAUCUGGAAUCUCUAUCAAGAAGUAUUAUUAGAACGUGAAAAAAUGAAAGUUAACACUUAUCAAAAAGACAGUUAUGAAAAGUCACAAGCUUUAAUAUCUGAGUUAGAGCGGGGGAUAAGUGAACAACCUACUACGACUGACCCAGUUAAUUCCUUUUUGCUUCCAACUCUUUUAGCAGUAGGAACUAUUAUAUUAUUAGUGGUUGGCUUGCUAUUAAUAAAACUUUGGGAAGCAAGAAAAAAGAAAAAUAAAUCCUCGAAAGGGAGUUAUUAG